AUGACCAGGUCACACAAAUUUCAAGUAUGUGUAAGUCUACAGCACUCUAAACUCACACCAUUUGUGCCUCACUCCGUUUCAGCUAUUUCCGUUGCACACCUUGACACUUCCCUAACGCAUGACUCCAUUCUUCCCUGGGCCUCCCCGAAAACAAUAUGCCAAGAACUCCCGAAAAAGCUUUCUAGCUCACACCAAUGGCGACUCUGUCUCCUCGUCUACACACCAAGGCCGCUGCCCCUCUCUGUCAACCACGGCAACGUUGGCAGCUACCCGGUGAAGAAGCAUGCUGGGAGAUUGCAGGCGAGCUACAGGGGCCUUGAGGCACUGUAUGACGAUGGGUACCAGACGGUGAAGAACCUAGAUUACUACUACGAAUCACUUGGCGAGCUGGUGGAGCAUGACAGUGGGCCGGUGCGCUGGUUUUGCCCCGUCGACGCCGGCACCCCGAUCGAGGAUGCUCCUCUGAUGCUAUAUUUGUCUGGAUUUUUGAACUAA
Messenger RNA from Miscanthus lutarioriparius, 495 nucleotides. The record is from the annotation of a GenBank genome assembly. Lineage: Eukaryota; Viridiplantae; Streptophyta; Magnoliopsida; Poales; Poaceae.